Messenger RNA from Pungitius pungitius (ninespine stickleback), 4840 nucleotides. RefSeq names its product solute carrier family 18 member 2 (gene slc18a2). The record is from RefSeq and is a predicted model, not a curated record. Gene Ontology annotation, molecular function: xenobiotic transmembrane transporter activity; serotonin:sodium:chloride symporter activity. Bases 321 to 1874 code for a protein of 517 amino acids. Gene Ontology annotation, biological process: xenobiotic transport; transmembrane transport; aminergic neurotransmitter loading into synaptic vesicle. Lineage: Eukaryota; Metazoa; Chordata; Actinopteri; Perciformes; Gasterosteidae. Gene Ontology annotation, cellular component: terminal bouton; synaptic vesicle membrane. The transcript is spliced from 17 exons.
CACAUUGAAGUUGUGUCUGUUAUGAUUAUUUUAAGAGUUAAAGUGACAUUGUUGUCUGUGUUUACAUUAGACACAAAGAAGCUUAUUAGUGUGAAGCCAGACCCAAUGAUGACCUGUGAGCUCUGUUAGACGCAAGACUACAUUCAAGUCACAUCAGGGAUCUACAAAUAAAGGUUGACUGACGUCAGCAGCGGGUCCAGUCAGUAGAAAGACAGCAUCUCCUCCUCCCAGCUGUGCUCGUGAAGCUGCUGUUGGCCCUGGCGCAUCGGAGGGAGACUUGUGAUCCGGUCCAUUAUCUCUCUGUGUUCGGGACUAGCACCAUGGGGGGAUUAGAUGCGCUUCGGCAGCUUAAUUUGAUCAAAUGGCUCCGAGAGGAGAGACAGUCGAGGAAACUGAGUCUCUUCAUUGUUUUCGUCGCUUUGCUCUUGGAUAACAUGCUGCUGACUGUAGUCGUUCCAAUCAUUCCCAGUUACCUGUACAACCUGGACGAGUCAGCAGACGUGACGGUGAAGAAUAUCACCCCGCCGCAGCAGGAUCCUCCAGCAGCCUUCCACAGCAUUGUGUCUCUUUACGACAACACCAUAAGGUCUCCGGGCUCCAACACCACCAUAAGGGCUACGGACGUGGUUCCUUCGCCUCCCGCUGCGACAGAGCUGCCAGACAACUCCUCUGAGUGCCCCCAGUCUACCAGCAAGCUGCUCGAUGAGAACGUCAAAGUGGGAAUGCUUUUUGCCUCCAAGGCCACCGUACAGCUGAUAACCAACCCCUUCAUAGGGCCCCUCACUAACAGAAUAGGAUAUCAACUUCCCAUAUUUGCUGGCUUCUGUAUCAUGUUCGUGUCUACCAUCAUGUUCGCCUUCUCAUCAAGCUACACUCUGCUGUUUCUGGCCAGAUCGAUGCAAGGUGUGGGCUCCUCCUGCUCCUCUGUGGCUGGGAUGGGAAUGCUUGCGAGUGUGUACACAGAUGAUGAGGAGAGAGGCCAUGCUAUUGGGAUCGCCCUUGGAGGUCUGGCAAUGGGAGUGCUAGUUGGGCCUCCAUUCGGCAGUGUAAUGUACGAGUUUGUUGGGAAGACGGCACCUUUCCUUAUCCUGGCAUUCCUGGCUUUGUUUGAUGGAGCUCUGCAGCUCAUUGUUCUUCAGCCCACCAAGGUGGAACCAGAGAGUCAGAAGGGCACCCCGCUGUUGACACUAAUGAAAGAUCCAUACAUUAUAAUCGCAGCUGGUGCCAUUUGUUUUGGAAAUAUGGCCAUUGCAAUGCUGGAGCCGACGCUGCCCAUCUGGAUGAUGGAGACUAUGUGUGCCAGGAAAUGGCAGCUAGGCGUUGCUUUUUUACCAGCGUCCAUCUCCUACCUUAUUGGAACCUACAUCUUCGGCACGUUGGCGCACAAGAUGGGGAGAUGGCUUUGUGCUCUUAUUGGAAUAACCGUUGUUGGAAUCAGUGUAAUAUGUGUCCCACUUGCCAAAGACAUCUACGGUCUGAUUGUUCCAAACUUCGGUGUUGGUUUUGCUAUCGGCAUGGUGGACUCCUCUAUGAUGCCUAUCAUGGGUUACCUGGUGGACCUGCGCCACGUGUCUGUCUAUGGAAGUGUGUAUGCCAUUGCCGAUGUGGCUUUCUGCAUGGGAUUUGCUUUAGGUCCAUCCAUCGGAGGAGCCAUAGCUGAGAGCAUCGGCUUCCCCUGGCUGAUGACUAUUAUCGGGAUAGUGGAUAUUAGCUUCGCUCCUCUCUGCCUCUUCCUCAGGAAUCCACCAGGACAAGAAGAGAAAAUUGCUAUUUUGAUGGAUACUAACUGUUCAAUGAAGACAAGGUCCUACUCCACACAGGGGACGUACUACCAGGGUGAGAACAUGGAUCCAGAAUAUGAUGAUUAUGAUUAACAGGACACCAGCCACGCAGGUUAACCCUUCAGAGGAUCUAUUUUGUUGUACAAAAAGGAACACAGAAGAAAAAAAAACUGUAAUUUAACAUAACAGCCAAGAUAUUUCCAUGUGAAUGUCCUGCAUUCUGUCUUCACUGUUCUUUGUCCUCUUAGAAGUUUUACUGGAGCAAACCGAAGGUGUUCUUGAUCUGUGGUUGCAAGUAUUUUGUGUGAGAGAUUUGUUUAGCCAACAGCCUUAUUCAGUGGAGAGAUUUGUCAAAAAGCCACUUUUAGUUAGUAGAAGGGGCGAAGCAACAUGUUUCCUUUACUGGUUUAUUUUGGAUACAAAUCUUUCUUUAUUUAUGUGUUAGCUAUUAGCUAUAAGUCUCCUUUUUGUACUGUUUGUCCAUGAUACUGUCUACGAUAUAUUAACAGAUCGUGUGUUGAUAUUUGAUGCUAUGUUUGGUUUGAAGGAAGACUUGUUGGUCUGAUCUAUGGUCCUGGUUUGCGUCGAUGCAGCUACAGACGUUUCUUUGCCCAGGUGUUGUGGCCGAAAUGCUUGGUAAUGUCAACAGAAUGAGGAAUGUGUCCUAAAACCACACAUAUUUCCUCCUUAUAGAAGCUAUAGAAACUUGCAUUUUGGCAACUCGGUUAAUAAAAUCAUAAUGUAAUCUUUGUAUUUAAUAAAUCAUUCAAACUGUAAAUUCUUAAAUAGUGGCCUUUAUUUACCUCAGUGGAAAAGAUGAAGAGGCCCCUGAACAGACUUUUAUUAGGGAUUCAAAACUUUAACUUCUGCUUUCUAUAUAAGCCUCCAUCAAGUAAGCAUGUGCAUUUCCACAGCAGCAAUUGCAUCAAUUGAAGGUAAAAAUGUUUUACCCAUCAGUCUCUUGUCAAAAUACCUUCCCAAAAUGGGUUCAUUUUGGGAACAAAACUACAUUGUUAGAUUCAGAAAAAGAUCAUGCUUAUAAUAAAGUCUGUUUGUAAUGUAAAAUAAAAUAACAUAGCAUAGUUUAUAUAAUGCAUUGAAAGCCUAUGACACCUCAGGAAUGGGCAUUUUAGGACAUGUUUAUCACUUAAUAAAAAAAGAGUCAGUGACAUCAUUUUAGAACUCUGCUGAAGGGGAUUUUCUCAUAGAUCUGACUUUUCACCCUUUUUUUACAUUCAAUGCUUCUUGAGGUUUUCCCAAUGAAGAUGCCAACAUCUGUCUUGAUAUUUUGAGAUGUCAUAGCACCAUGAAUUGGAAAGACAAAAUGUCAUUGUGCUUAUACAUAUGUAAUCAUUGGUGCGGUUGGAUUGCUGCUGCACCGUGCUUUGCUUUGUGUGUAAAAGCUGUGACACCAACAGUUCCUUGAUAAAAACAUGUUGUGAAUCUUAGGAAUGAUUUCUUCUACCUUAUUUAAUACAUUUUGAGUUUUGCCCCAAAAACAGAAUAUCAGAGACAAAUACGGAAAGCAGGAGGCAAUGUUCUUAAAAAGAAUGUGUACAUCAACGCUAUGAAUGUCUCUGAACUAUUCUGAACAGCCUUACAUGACCUUACGUCUUCUUCACUCUUGUAGCUUGUACUCAACAUACAACGUCAUCUUGAGAAAGCAUCUCCUUAACAGGGCUUACAUCUACCGUCGCCAUUUCUGUAAUAAAUUGACUCUUCUUUGCUGAUCUUUUGGCAUCUUGAUGAAGUGUGUUAACUGUGCGAGCAAAUGAGACGCUAAGCACUUGAGCUUAAUAUGCAUAGCAAUUAAGCAAUUAAAUAAUCAGCUAAAUAUCUUUCAUGAUAAGAAAGUUUAAUAUUUGCAUAGCUUGCAGUGCACAUUCAUUUCAUUUCUUACAAAGCAAAACACAAGGUUACUCUAUUUGUCAAACAAAUACCAACAUGUCAACAGAUUACUGCAGUAUUUGACAGGCUCACAAGUUGGCGCAUGGGGUAGAGAGCAUGUGCUGGGUCCGCAGGGUUGGCUGCCCCAUGUCCCAUGUCGAAGUGUCCCUGAGCAAGACACCCAACCCCUAAAUGCUCCCGGCCUAAAGUGUAAAAAAAAUAAAGCAUGGGUAAAAUAAAAUGCAAUGUAAGUUGUUUUGGAUAAAAGCGUCAGCUAAAAUGACAUGUAAUGUAAAAGUUCAGAGUGAUUGAUUGUCAUACACAUUCAUUGAUUUUGGUUUGUCCGAUUUGAUUAGUUACCAGCUUGUAAUUGUUCACACUAGUAACACAGACAUUAGGUAUGAGGCCACAAUUUUUCAAUUAGGAUAAAAGCCAUUUGCACUGCAUCUUUGAAAAAUAUCUAAAUGUAAAAGAUGAAACGUUUCACUCCAUUUUCAUGCUUUAACUAAAUAUUCAAUAUUACAGCUGCGAAUUCUGGGAAACUGACGCAUGCAAAAAUCGAAAUGAUAUGUACAUAUGUACUUUGGUUUAGUGAAUCAGUUAAUAGUAACGUUGUCUGCAUGUAACAAAACCCACAUAAACGUAUCACAAAUUACAGUAGUUCCUUGUAAAAGAAGUGGAUCUUUACGUCAUUUUAUUGACGUGUGGAUGAUGAGGAUGAGUUGAGUGUCACCAUCUGAGGGAAGAAGCUGCUCUUCAAUAUGGGGCAGCUCAGCUGAUCCUUCUUCAUCACGUUGUGGCUGGUUGGUUUUUGUAGAUGGGUACCAAUGAUGUUCUGAGUGCCUUCAAUCACCUGAAUCUCAGGCGAGAUUCUCUGGAAUCUUAUUGUUUGUAAAAGCACCAAUCAGCUGGUUGGUUUAACUGACUUUAAGCAGCAGGUUGCUCUUUGAUUUCCUCUCUAUAUGAAGUGCUGCGGUUGAUUGUAAUCUGGUGUAUGAUGCUGGAGUCCUCCGGAAACUUCUUAACAGAGUUGUCUUUGUUGGGGGCGUUCAGCGUGAACAGGAGGGGGCUAAGCACACAGCCCUGGGGCGCUACUCUAGUGGAGACAUUUAGACUGCCGAUACAAACUCCUGGGGCCCGUUUGGGAGAAAGUCUACUGAGUUGUUGAAGUG